This is a messenger RNA of Cladophialophora psammophila CBS 110553, 819 nucleotides long. RefSeq lists its product as uncharacterized. The record is from RefSeq and is a predicted model, not a curated record. The transcript has a single exon. Gene Ontology annotation, biological process: double-strand break repair via break-induced replication; DNA-templated DNA replication. Lineage: Eukaryota; Fungi; Ascomycota; Eurotiomycetes; Chaetothyriales; Herpotrichiellaceae. Gene Ontology annotation, cellular component: GINS complex. Bases 1 to 819 code for a protein of 272 amino acids.
AUGGACAUUGACAUCUCCGACAUUCUUGCGGAUGUUUCGCGCUCACAACCCUACUCAACAUCCACCUCUCACCAAUACUCCUCGAGUGACACGGACGCUUUCUCAGACCACCAACUCCUCACCCGCGCAUGGAUAUCAGAGCGCUGCGCACCCGAUCUCCUUCCUUACCCUACAGAACUUAUGACCCGCGUAAUGGCGCGUGUCCAGUCACAAAUAUCGCGUAUCGAAAACCUUGCGGGCGGAAUGGGCGAUGGUUCCUCGUCACUCUACUCAAAUUCAGUGGAUGGUACGACCGGUGGAAAGCCAACUACCAGCACGCAGAAUGCCAAUCUAGUUCUCGCGAUAUUGCAGACAGAUUUAUCAAGGACACAGUUUCUGGUGAGGAGUCUGUUAAGACAACGCCUUGCCAAGAUGACCAAGUACGCCACCUGGUAUCUCUCUCGCCAUCUAAACUCCGAUACGAAGACGUCUACUAUCAUGUCAACGUCGGAAGUCGCCUUCCUGAGGCAUCACCAGGCUCUCCUGGGAGAACUGUACGAUUCAAGUUUUCUAAACUCCCUUCCGAUGGGAUUGCGGAGGUUGGACGAUUCAAGCGGAGGGGUACCCAUGAUUGAAGGGCCAGAUAGCUCAAAGGCCGUUGUUGUGAGAUGCUUAAACGAGGGGACGUGGAGCAAUGAGCGGGACGUUGAUGAGAACAGGGAUCAGGAACAAGAAGAAGGUGCUAGCGUCGUGCUGAGGAUGAGAGGAGGGGAAGUCUGGGUUGUUCGGUGGAAGGACGUUAGGAAAGGCGUUCAGAGGGGGGAGGUAGAGUUGUUAUGA